Molecule: messenger RNA, 681 nt
Organism: Microthlaspi erraticum
Lineage: Eukaryota; Viridiplantae; Streptophyta; Magnoliopsida; Brassicales; Brassicaceae
Source: the annotation of a GenBank genome assembly
AUGGCACCGUCCUCUUCAUCAAUCAAAUCACGCCACGUGGCUGUAAUCGGAGCUGGAGCUGCCGGACUAGUCGCGGCGAGAGAGCUUCGACGAGAAGGUCACUCCGUCGUCGUCUUCGAGAGGCAGAAACAGUUUGGCAUCGAGGAGCUGAUCCGGUUCGAGACGACGGUUGUGCGUGUUUCUCCGGCGGCGAAAAGCGACGGCGGAGAAGGAAUCGGUGAAUGGAGAAUCGAAUCUACAGAGAAGGAGAAGAAAAUUCAUCGCUAUGAGAUUUACGAUGCAGUUGUUGUUUGUAAUGGACAUUACAUUGAACCUCGUCUCGCUGAAAUUCCUGGGAUAAGUUAUUGGCCAGGGAAGAAGAUGCAUAGCCAUAACUAUCGUCUUCCACAACCAUUCAAAGAUCAGGUUGUUGUGCUGAUUGGGAACUCUUCAAGUGCUGAUGAUAUAAGCAGAGACAUUGCUGGAUUCGCCAAAGAAGUUCAUGUGGCUUCUUGGUCAAAUCCAGCUGACACAUACAUCAAACAAACUGGUCACGAUAACAUGUGGAUGCAUUCAAUGAAUGGGGAAACGAUUUUGGCUGAUGUGAUAAUGCAUUGCACUGGGUAUAAGUAUGACUUCUCGUUUCUUGAUACCAAUGGAAGUGUUGCUGUAGACAAUGGCGAAUCUAGAGCCAUAUUAUAG